Molecule: messenger RNA, 835 nt
Organism: Erythranthe guttata (spotted monkey flower)
Lineage: Eukaryota; Viridiplantae; Streptophyta; Magnoliopsida; Lamiales; Phrymaceae
Source: RefSeq, a predicted model, not a curated record
UAGACUUUGGUUGAUCGUAACUGUAUUAAUUUAUACAAGUUUAAUUGUAUGUAUAUAUAUAAUAUAAUAUCAAAUUCAAGAAUUAAUAAUAUGAUUAUUAAUCUUCCUGUAUGUGUACUAUGUAUGCCAGAUUAUUAAAGCCGAAGAAGUGGAUCUAUCGAAAAUGUUUACUAGGGUUGUCCCGGAAUUGUCUGAAGUCUCAAAUGCCAUAAAGGAAAGAAACAAGGCUGGUUUUCACUGUGACAGCUUUUCCGGUGUUCCUAUUUUCCAGUCGGAUGCUUUAAAGACGAGAGACGAUGGAAGCCCAAAUAACCCUUCGCCUGCUUUCUUUAGAAAGGCUGACCUAGAUAAAGCUCUACUUGACAAAAAACGAUCAAAUAUAGAGGCCGAGCUUAUACAGGUAUAUCAAAUCAUCAUUUCAUAUAUAAAAGAAUGAAGCACAAAAAGAAAAUGUUUAUUUUGAAGAAUUAUAAUAUUCACAUGCAUGAAUGAUGUUGUAGGUGACUGCUCUUGAAGAUAUAAUACAAGAAAUGAAGGUGUCGAUCGAAUAUUUGUUGUUUCUCUUUAUCUUCUAUUUCAUAUAGCCGUACGUACGUGAAAUUGUGAUUAAUUAAACACUAAUUACGUUCAUAUUGCGCAGGAUUGCUCAACAUCGAAGUGGAACAAUGUUGCUCUCAUUCCUCCAGGAAAUGAAAAGCUCUUUGGAAACGGUCUCUUAUCGUUUCUUUUACAGUUUUGAAAUUCAUUUUUUCUAUAUAAUUAUUUUCCGGUUUUCAUGGGUAUAAUUUAUUAUUCAAGCGAGGUUAUUAAUUUAUCGAGGUUUCCAUUUUAGUCG